AUGUGGUCAAACGAUGCGGUUAAAAUAUUAGAAGAAUUAUCAGGUGCCCUCAAAAGUAUCCAUGAUAAAGGAGUAAUUCAUCAGGACCUUCGUUGUGAUAAUAUUUUAAUGAAUGACGAAGACAUAUUUCACUUUCCAGCUAUUAGUGAUUUGGGAUUAAAGAGCCCAGAAAAGCAUUGUAAAUUACAUUACGAAGAAUUCAAGAAGGAUCAAUUGGUUAAUAUGGCAAUUAAAGAUGUUGAGAUGAUGAUCCAAAAAACGCUCAAAAGCAUUUGA
Messenger RNA from Rhizophagus irregularis DAOM 181602=DAOM 197198, 276 nucleotides. The record is from RefSeq and is a predicted model, not a curated record. Lineage: Eukaryota; Fungi; Glomeromycota; Glomeromycetes; Glomerales; Glomeraceae.